Messenger RNA from Tetrahymena thermophila SB210, 1557 nucleotides. RefSeq lists its product as hypothetical. The transcript is spliced from 9 exons. The record is from RefSeq and is a predicted model, not a curated record. Lineage: Eukaryota; Ciliophora; Oligohymenophorea; Hymenostomatida; Tetrahymenidae.
UUAUGCUUGCUUGCUUAUUUGAAAACAUAAUUAUUUCAAGAUAGAUUUAGAUAUAAAAUCAAAUAGAUUUAGAACAAAAAAAUAGUAAAAAUAGAAAUCAACACCUAGAAAAUGGCUUAAAAGGAAAAGCAAAAAUGGUAAGAUAUUGAGGACGAUGAAGAUUAUAGUAAUUCUCCUCAAAUCAAUUAAGAUACUCAAAUGAUGACAGUAGAAUAUAAAUUAUAACCUACUGGAGAAUAAGUUAAUGUCGGAGGAAACAAAUUCCAAAAGAAGUUUGCUCCCAAGAAACCUCUUCUAACUGCUGAAGAAAUGAUCGAAUAGAUUAAAGUUGAUAAGUACUAGAAUGUCUUUUUACAUUGCUUCUUGGUUAAUGGCUCAGCUGAAAACUUUGAAGAGGCUUUCAAAGAAAAAGUAAGAUAUGCUCAAUUGACUGAAGCUAAGAACCAAGAUAGAGACAACUCUAUUGAUUUGAAGUUUGACGAUAAACAAGAAGCUAUCAAGUUCAUUUAGUUAUCUUAAACUACCGCUAUAAAUGGCAAGACUUUCAGAGUUAAGUUUGGAAAGUUUACAAAGUAGGGAGAUGGAUUUAAAAAGGGAGAUUAUAAAGAUAGACCAAGAUAUUCUCAAAACGAAAGAAGAGAUUAUAAGGGUGGUGAAAGAGUUCAUAGAAAUGAUGAUCGUGAACAUCAUCACAGAAAUAACGAUAAGCGUGAACCCUAUCAUCACAAUCGCGAAAAUAGAGAACACUUCCAAAAUCGCGAAAAUAGAGAGCACCAUCAAAAUCGUGAAAAUAGAGAACAUCACCAAAAUCGUGAAAAUAGAGAAUUUAAACCUUACUACAAGAAAGAUUACCAUAAUGAAAAGAAAUAAGAAGAAAAGCCUAUCUAAAAGCAAGAAGAAUAGACUGUUCAAAACUCUGAAGCUCAAUAAUAAGCUCCAGUUGAAGAAUUUAAACCCCGUGGUUUUAUUAAUACUAAGAAAAAUCUAAACCAUAGUGACAAAGAAAGUGCUGAAUAGAUUCGUUGUGUUGAUACUAAUGCCAAGGUUCUUGAAAAGCAAAAAAGAGACGAAUAGGAAAGAUUAGCUAGAUUAGAAGAAGAAAAGAAGUUACAAGGUGAAAAUUAAGAAAAAGUUGAAUAAAAGGAACAUCACCAUAGUAAAGAUAAGCAUGCUCAUCAUCAUGGCCAUGGUAAAGAUGGUAAAGGAAAAAGAGAAGAUAGAUCAAAGGGAAAGCAAUAAAAGAGUACUGGUGAAACAUAAAAAUCUGAAAAAGUUGUAUAUGAAAAGAAAGAACAACAACCUUCUCAACCUUAACCUCAAGCUGUAGAAGCCUAGGAGAAAACAGCUAGCAAUGAAGAAAAAUCAUAAGCUAAGAAGAAGUUGAAACUUCCUGAAAACACUAAAGUCGAAGACGAAUGGAAUGUUGUUCCUGGAAAGGUUGCUGAUAAGAAAAAGAGCGAUGGAAAGGGAAAGAAUGGAAAUAAUGAUUCUAGAAGAAAUAAUAACAAUAACUAGAAACCUAAAGUUACUUAUACUCGUAAAGACGAAUAGAAAUGA